Oryctolagus cuniculus (rabbit) is the source of this 1379-nucleotide messenger RNA. Its product is annotated as casein kinase I. Lineage: Eukaryota; Metazoa; Chordata; Mammalia; Lagomorpha; Leporidae. Gene Ontology annotation, molecular function: ATP binding; protein kinase activity. The record is from RefSeq and is a predicted model, not a curated record. Gene Ontology annotation, biological process: protein phosphorylation.
GCAGACCCACCUCCCGGCCUCGGCGCGUUGGUACACAGGAGCCCGGGUGGCGGGGAACGGGUCCCCGCGGUUCGAGGCAGGGCCCUGAAACGUCCCCGGAGGCCUCCGGCGUCUGCUCCCUGCUGCCACCCGUGUAGCUUUGCCCCGUGGGCGAGCCCUCGAGGCCUGCGUCGUGCCCUCGGCGCCGCCGGCGCUUCAGCGCAGCCUCCAUCUUGGGUGUCAGCAUGGCGAGCACCAGCGGCGCCGAGACCAGAUUCGUUGUGGCAGACAAAUACAAGCUGCUAAGGAAGAUAGGGUCUGGUGGCUUCGGGGACAUUUUCCUGGCUGUUAGCGUCACCGACGGCAAGCAGUGGGCCGUGAAGCUGGAGUCGCAGCACGCCGCGAGCCCCACACUGCGGGAAGAGCACCGACUCUACAAGAUUCUCCAGGGUGGGGUCGGCAUCCCCCGCAUCCAGUGGUAUGGGCAGGAGAGAGACUAUAAUGUGCUCGUCAUGGAUCUCCUGGGACCUAGCCUCGAAGACCUCUUCAACUUGUGUUCCAGAAGGUUCACGCUGAAAACUGUCCUGAUGUUGGCCGACCAGAUGAUCACCAGGCUGGAAUAUGUGCAUACGAAGAACUUCAUACACGGAGACAUUAAGCCCCAUAACUUUCUAAUGGGUACUGAGGGCUCCUGUAGGAAGUGUUUGGAAUCUCCAGCGCGGAGGAGGAAGAGAGGCAGAGCUGCGAGUGCCUCUCGGGACCCCUCCUUCGCGGUACAGGACCAGGUAUUCCUCAUUGAUUUUGGGUUGGCCAAAGCCUACCGAGACAGCAGGACCAAGAAACACAUAGCGUGCAGCGAGGCCAGAGUCUUCAUUGGCACCGCUCAGUAUGCCAGCAUCAAUGCACAUCUCCGGAUGGAGCAGAGUCGCCGAGAUGACAUGGAGUCCUUAGGCUAUGUUUUGAUGUAUUUUAACAGAGGCAGCCUGCCCUGGCAACGAGUAAGGGCUGCAACAGUGAAGCAAGCUUUUGAAAAAAUCCGUGACAAGAAGAUGUCCACGCCCGUUGAAGUUUUAUGCAAGGGGUUCCCUGAAGAGUUUGCCACGUACUUGAAGUAUUGUCGUGGACUGAAGUUUGAGGAAGCCCCGGAUUACACGUAUCUGAGGCAGCUCUUCCGCAACCUUUUCGGGACCCUGAACUACCAGUAUGACUAUGCGUUUGACUGGACAGUGUUAAAGCAGAAAACAACAGCGCAGGCGGCAUCUUGCAGUGUCAGGGCAAGCAGAUCCAGAGCCCCAAAGGCAAGGAAACUGAGAAAACCAAGAGCAACUUAAAAGGUUCGUAAGCGUGAGGCGUGCAACAGCAGCAGCAGAGGAGACCAUAGGAGCGGCAGUGUUUCUCCC